GAGGCGAGCACACUGUACAGCUGCAUGAGAGAGAGAGAGAGAGAGAGAGUAGAAGAAGAGAAGCCAAUUGGAGGGAGCUCUAAAGCUGGUGACAAGUAGAAGAAGAGGACAUACUCGUAUUUUUUCCCUCCUCCUUUAUUUCCCUGAAAGGCCACUCCAGGAUCAAGUGGCAGGCGUUCAGUUUGAGCUGAACUUCACUUGGCUAUGCUGCUGUCUCAGCCCCUUUAAACACUCUCCUGCUGGUUCUCACUUCUGUAAAGAGAUAGUACUGGUCAGUCAUCCCGGGCAGAAGGAAGAGGGUAGGAUCUGUUGGCUGGUUUCUGCAGUGUUGGGGAGCUCCGCAGGAGAGCAGAAUGCCUGCUGGAAAAAGAGGGGAUGGAGCUGGGUCAGGAGGCUGCGGGACGAUCGCAGUGGACACAGGCCGGGCUCCUCAAUCUUGGAUGCAGGUGGUGUUGGCGUGGAGUGUUACGGUGCUGUUGGCAGGUCACGGAGGUGCAGAGGCGUGCCCCACUCCCUGCAGCUGCCUGAGCAACACGGUGGACUGCCAUGGCCUGGGGAUCCACACUGUGCCCAAAAACAUCCCCAGAGGCACUGAGAGGCUAGACCUGAAUGGAAACAACCUGACAGUCAUCACCAAGACAGACUUCUCGGGUCUCAAACACCUCCGAGUCCUUCAUCUGAUGGAAAACCAGAUCAGUAACAUUGAGAAGGGAGUGUUUGAUGAGCUGAAGGAGCUGGAAAGACUUCGCCUGAACAAAAACCGUCUCAGCCAGCUUCCAGAGCUGCUCUUUCAGAAGAAUGAAGCCCUGUCUCGACUAGAUCUAAGUGAAAAUGCCAUCCAAGCCAUCCCGAGGAGAGCUUUCAGAGGCGCAACAGACCUUAAAAACCUUCAGCUGGAUAAAAACCAUAUCAGCUGUAUUGAAGAGGGGGCGUUCAGAGCUUUGCGAUCUCUAGAAGUCCUCACACUGAACAACAACAACAUCAGCAGCAUUCCAGUCUCCAGUUUCAAUCACAUGCCAAAGCUCCGCACCUUUCGUCUCCACUCUAACUCUCUGCGCUGCGACUGUCAUCUGGCUUGGUUGUCUCCAUGGCUACGGCAGCGGCCAGCUUUGGGCCUCUACACUCAGUGUAGCUCUCCUCCCACACUGAGGGGCCUCAACCUGGCCGAGCUGCGUAAAAGUGACUUUGCCUGCUCAGGUCACAGUGGCAGUGCCUUCGUUCAGCCAUGUAGUUUAGCAUCUGGGUCCUGUCCUCCAAUGUGCUCCUGCAGCAACAACAUCGUGGACUGCCGUGGGAGGGGCCUAACUGCAAUCCCUGCCCACCUCCCUGAGGGUAUGACUGAGAUACGUCUGGAGCAGAAUGGCAUCAAGUCGGUUCCCCCAGGCGCCUUCACAUCCUACAAGAAGCUCAGGCGAAUUGACCUGAGCAACAACCAGAUAUCUGAGAUCGCUCCUGAUGCUUUCCACGGCCUCCGAGCUCUCAAUUCACUAGUUCUGUAUGGCAAUAAGAUCACUGAGCUGCCCAGCGGAGUGUUCGAUGGGCUGGCCUCUCUGGAGCUGCUGUUGCUGAAUGCAAAUAAAAUCCACUGCAUCCGAGCCAACGUGUUCAAAGAUCUGGAGAACCUGGCUCUUCUGUCGCUGUACGACAACAAGAUCCAGAGUUUGGCCAAAGGCACCUUCAGCUCACUGCGCAGCAUCCAGACACUACACUUGGCCCAGAAUCCCUUUGUGUGUGACUGUAAUGUGAAGUGGCUGGCCGACUUCCUGCGUUCAAACCCCAUAGAGACCAGCGGUGCACGCUGUGCCAGUCCUCGCCGCCUUGCCAACAAACGCAUCUGCCUGUUAGUGCACCAGCCUACUGCCACUGACAGGCGAAUGCUUCCAUCUCCACAGCGUCUCAACAACAAUGACCUCUCCGUGCUGGAGGCCACAGGAGCCUUCAAGGGCCUCUCACAGCUUAAGAAAAUGUAUCUGGAUGGUAACCAGUUCACCAGCGUUCCCAAAGAGUUACCUGCUUUUAAAUACCUGCAGCUUGUUGAUCUGAGCAACAAUAAAAUCAACUCCCUGUCUGACGAUUCCUUCUCCAACAUGAGCCAGCUCACCACACUGAUCCUCAGUUACAAUGAACUGCGCUGUAUCCCUCCUCUGGCACUGGGUGGCUUGCGCUCGCUUAGACUGCUCUCUCUCCAUGGCAACGACAUCUCUGAGCUGCAGGAGGGUAUCUUCAGUGAUGUGGUCUCCUUGUCUCACCUAGCAAUUGGAGCCAACCCGCUGUACUGCGACUGCCGUCUGCUGUGGCUGUCAGAGUGGGUGAAGAGCGGCUAUAAGGAGCCUGGUAUCGCCCGCUGCGCUGGCCCCCGCGGCAUGGAGGGCAAGCUGCUGCUCACCACGCCUGCCGACAAGUUCCAGUGUGUAGGUCCGGUGGAGUCAUCUGUUCAGGCCAAAUGUAGUCCGUGUGUGUCUUCCCCCUGCCAGAACCAGGGCAUCUGCAAAGUCCACCACACACAACAGUACACCUGUGUCUGCAAGUCUGGCUUCACGGGCAAACACUGCGAGACUCCAGUCGAUGCCUGCGUCAGCAAUCCCUGCACCAACGGAGGAACCUGCCUGAGUGAUGAGCAGACUAGAGGAUUCAGCUGUGCAUGUGCUUUUGGUUUCCAUGGCACUUUUUGCGAGGUGAACGUGGACGAUUGUGAGGACCACGGUUGUGAGAGUGGCGCCACCUGUGUCGACGGAGUUGGCAACUACACCUGCUUGUGCCCUCCAAACUACACGGGUCUGCUGUGUGAAGAAGAGGAAGGCGUUUGCUCUCCAGGUAGAAACCCCUGUCAGCAUCAAUCCACCUGCGUCAGCACUCCAAACGGCCCCAGGUGUGUAUGCAUCCCAGGGUGGGUGGGGCCAGACUGCGGUAUUGAUUAUAAUGAGUGUGUGGAUCAUCGAUGUCAGAAUGGAGCCCAGUGUGUUGACCAUCUGGACGGCUACAGCUGUUCUUGCGACCCUAGAUACAGUGGUGAGUUUUGUGAGGUGGCCCUUCCUGCCCCGCUGCCUUGCCAGCUUGCUCAGUGUCAGAACGGUGCCCUCUGUGAGGAAAAGCUGGGGACUGCAGUGUGUCAGUGCCUGCCAGGCUUUGAGGGUCAGAACUGUGAGAAGCUGGUCAGCGUCAACUUUGUUGACAGGGAUUCUUAUGUUCAGCUUCAAGAUGUCAAAAACUGGCCUCAAACGAACAUCACGCUACAGGUGUCAACAGCAGAGGAAAAUGGUAUCUUGCUCUAUAACGGGGACAAUGAGCCAAUCGCUGUGGAGCUCCAUCAGGGUCAUGUCAGGGUCACAUAUGACCCAGGGAACCAACCUGCCACUGCUAUCUACAGCACAGAGACUGUCAACGAUGGGCAUUUCCACACGCUAGAGCUGGUGACCUUUAAUCGGAUGGUGAACCUGUCAGUGGAUGGAGGAGAGCCAACAACACUGGACAGUCAGGGAGGAAGUCGUCCAGCAACAGGGGAGGCCCAUCUGUAUGUGGGAGGUAUGCCUGAGGAAGUGAUGCCAGCCUCUCUGGGUCUCUCCUCUCAGACCCUCAACACGUCAAGCUUCCACGGCUGCAUCAGGAACCUUUAUAUCAACCACGAGCUGCAGGACUUCACUCGCAGCCACAUGAAGCUGGGGGUGGUGCCGGGCUGCAAAGCCUGUCGCAAACUCUACUGCCUGCACGGCAUCUGCCAACCCAACGGUCCACAGGGCCCUCAGUGCCACUGCCAGCAAGGUUGGACAGGACAACACUGUGACCAGCCAGUAACAGGAGGUCUUACUAGAGUGGAUGUUGUCACUCUAGCAGCUGGUGCCAACCCCUGUGAAGGCAGCAAGUGUGCGAAGGGUGUGUGCGUGGUGCUGGAUGCAGAAACGUACCGCUGCGACUGCGAGGAGGGAUAUUACGGUGCGCUGUGUAACCUCCAGAAGGAGCCCACGGGCUCAUGCCGGGGUCUGAAGUGUCUGCAUGGCCAGUGUGAGACGACAGAGGACGGAGAAAGGUGCAUCUGUGAGCAGGGGUACACUGGAGAGAGCUGUGAUAUAGAGUCCCCAUGUCGAGGCGAGCCAGUCAGGGAUUACCACCGGCUGCAGCGUGGCACCAUCCUCUGCCAGACGUCAAAACCUUUUUCCUGGGUUGAAUGUCAAGGUCGCUGCCAAACGACAGCGAAGCCGGACAUCAGCGUCGCCUCCUGCUGCGCUCCUCUGAGGGUGCGACGCCGGCGGCUCACCUUCGAAUGCGACGACGGCACCUCGUUUACGCAGGACGUGGAGAAGCCCGUGGAAUGUGGCUGCAAGGAGUGUGUGUAGUACCAGUGGUGCACACACGCACACAUCCAGACACAUAGUUUCAAUCACAGCAGACACACACCAAGCUAAACAGGUACACACACUGUAGGAUUUGUCUCACUGAAAAACAGACAUUUUUUUGGUGUUUUGUGCUCAGACGCAGUUUUGUAACAUAAGACACUUCUUCCCUUUCGAGACAUGAAAUCAACGAGUCGACCUCAUCAUCAUCAACUUCCUUUUCUUCACCUGCUGUAGGAGAACCUUCUCUAACUACCAAACUCCAGCUCAUUAGUCAUACUUGUGUGGUGAGAAGCCUCUGUAUGCCUUCUCUUUGUUCCCCCAAAAAUCGCAACAGCAAACAGUGACUUGUUGGAGGAGGUAAAGGCGCUAAUUCUUUCAGGACUCAUUUACAAUAAAGAAGCUUUGACGUUCAAAAUUGAUGCGAGAAUUACUCCAUUUUUUCAGCAAUGCAAAACAUCUACCAAACCAGAUUUAAUUAUCUUACAAUAUCACGUUCAACAGUGUUGUUACAGAACUUUAUACGAUGAUCUGCUACUGAAAUUCUCAACCUGCCAUCAAGCAUCAGAAAAAUGCUCAGUGACUUCUUCACUAAAGCUCAGACUUCUGUCAUAUCAAUCUGGUUCCUUUCAAAGUAGUCUCAAUUUAGGACAAUAAGCACAAAUUUGACCUUUUUAUGGUCAAGUGCAGUUAUUUAAUUUAUAUGUAAGAGCUGUGCAAAUUUCCACUUCAGUCUGGCAUCUAAAUUUAUAAAACUAUCAAACUUCAAUGAUCUGAAUAAUAUCACCUAUAACAAUUGAUUGACAGGAUCACUAGACACUUUAUAGCAAAUGCUUCUUAAAAAAUACUAAAUAACACGAAUGCUAAUAAAACAGGCUUUUAUUUGUGCUUUGGAUAUAUAACUCUAUAGUGCUUCUCUUUCUGUUAUAAUAAACCUGUUGGUAUUGGUCUUCAGAUCUAUCUUGUCAAGGAAAUCUUUUGAAAUACUGCACAAUACUAACAUUCUCAUUUCACAACAUUAUAUUUCACAAAAAAUUAAGA
This is a messenger RNA of Neolamprologus brichardi, 5369 nucleotides long. The record is from RefSeq and is a predicted model, not a curated record. NCBI's taxonomy places the organism in Eukaryota, Metazoa, Chordata, Actinopteri, Cichliformes, Cichlidae.